This is a messenger RNA of Chilo suppressalis (striped riceborer), 1101 nucleotides long. The record is from the annotation of a GenBank genome assembly. Lineage: Eukaryota; Metazoa; Arthropoda; Insecta; Lepidoptera; Crambidae.
AUGCAAUCAAAUCAAAAAUUGGGAUCAGUUCUGUAUUAUAGAUCGGAUAUUGCAAUUAACGAGAUGGAUAAAGAUCGCACAGAAUCUAAUACCACCAAUGUAAAAAAGCGACAAAAACGGUCCCUUACCCAGUUUUCUCAGCCGGAAUUAUCACCGCAGUUGAACUCGGAUAUUAAAGUAUUAUUUGAUGAGCUCAAAUGCCAGCAAGAACAAAAAUUUGAAUCACUGAACAGUGCCAUUAGUGUCGUAAUAAAUCAAAACCAAGAAAUAAAAACAUCCGUGGAAUUUAUGUCAAAUCAAUACGACGAAUUAUUUAAAAAAAUAGCAUACCUUGAGCAUGAAAAUGUGAGUUACAAAAAAAAGGUGGAAAGUUUAGAGGCGAAGAUCGAGAUGCUCGAAAAAAACGCGCAUAACUCAACAGUUGAGAUUCGUAAUAUUCCGCUGCAAGAAAAAGAAGAUCGACUUACGACUACCCGGAUAGUUAAGGACAUAGGCGAAGCUAUCGGUUUGCCGUCUCCCAUUCAAGACUCAGAAAUACGAGAUAUCUAUCGGACAAAAGCGGAAACUAUUGUUGUGGACUUCUCCACCAUCCAAAGGAAAGAAGCACUAAUUACAAAAUUAAAAAACUUGAAUAAAUCUAAGCGAAAUAAUAAAGAACCCGUGCUAAAUACGCAAAGUAUUAACAUUCCUGGUCCUACAAAAUAAUUUAUAUAUCAGACUACUUAACGCAUAAAGGAAAACGCCUAUUUUACCUUGCUCGGGAGGAAGUGAAGUGUAAGAAACUGUUUGCGGCUUGGGCUUCUUUUGGGAAGAUAUACAUCAAGUUUGCAGAAGAUGGAAAACCGAUUCGUUUUGAGAAUGAGGCGGACUUAAGUAUUGCAAAAAAAUGACUAAUAAUAUGUACAAAAACCUUGUGCCUGUGGAUAAACAAUGAUAGUUUUUAUUUUUUUGUCUUUAAACUUUACUAUAAUAUAAAUUUGAAUGUAAUAUUACUUCAUUAUACUUUUAAUUUAAAAAUUAAUUAUUUUUGUAACUGCAGACUGAUAAUAACCAUAACCUCAUUACAUUUUUUUCCUAUACAAUGUAUAAAGUUAUACAUUA